Molecule: messenger RNA, 1442 nt
Organism: Spodoptera frugiperda (fall armyworm)
Lineage: Eukaryota; Metazoa; Arthropoda; Insecta; Lepidoptera; Noctuidae
Exons: 2
Coding region: 193-1425 (410 amino acids)
Source: RefSeq, a predicted model, not a curated record
UAAGGAAGCAGAACAAUGAGAUGGUUUAUCCGUUUAGUUCCCGUAAUUUAUCUUAUAGAUAAUGGAAUUUGUCAGUUUUACUAUUGAUAGGUAGUAGAGGUUUAAGAUAACCUGCGAUAAGUCAGUCGUGAUCUGACCGUGAAAUCUUACGACCGCGAUACUUACAAAUUCUAUUUAAAGUGAAAUCUGUGAAUGAUGCCUCCAAAAAAAAUAUCACAAUGUCAUCAAGCACUGGUUGAGUUGAUUUAUAAAUUGGCCGGAGUCUGUAAUAUGCAACUAAGUGAUUACGUCGUUGAAAUAGGGUAUGAUGACGUUGACAGCUUUUUGACCGGUUUAUUCAAAGUGCAACUGAAAGGGACUGUUAAUGGGCAGAAGAUUAAAAAGAAAUUGCUGAUAAAGUGGCACCAGGAGUCGAAAAUGCGUGUAUGCUUCAGAGAUGCUUACAAAAGAGAAUGCACUUUUUACAAACUCAUCCUACCAAGUUUAUUGGAUAUCCAAAACAAAAUUGUCAACAUGGAAGGGUUGAAAAUGAGGUUCCCAAACUGCAUUUAUGCUAGUGACGAAUAUGAUAAAGAAACUAUCGUGGUACAAGAUUUGAAACAAGAUGGAUUCGGACUUCGGGAUAGACUUUUUAAGACGAAUUUGGAGUACGUUUCUCUGGUUAUGAAAACUUUAGCAAAAUUGCAUGCUCUGUCGUAUGUGCUGCAGAAAACGGAUCCUAAGAAAUUUGAGGAGAUAGCUUGUUUGUGUGAGGAAGACGUGCAGUACUGUAAGCCAGGACCUGCUCCGAAGAGUAUGAAGUCAUAUUACGAAGCGUCAGUCCAUGUGGUACAAGACGCAGAUGCCAGAGAUAAGUUGACCAGACUGACUCCAGAUAUUCUGACAGUGUUGUACAAGUGCACCCGGUCAGAUAAGUACAGCACCAUUUGUCACGGUGACUGCUGGAACAAUAAUAUACUCUACCAACACAGGGGUUGUAAGCCAGUGGAUGUAGUGCUCGUAGACUACCAGCUGAUGCGGUUCACGUCUCCAGUCACCGAUAUUGCAUACUUCUUAUACAUGUCCACUGACGGAGAUUUCUUAGACAAACAUUACGACCAAGUACUCGACAUAUACUAUGGAACAUUAACAGCAGUACUUCGACAUUGUAAUUUGGACGUUGACACAGUAUACCCUAGAAACAUAUUCGAAAAACAACUCAAAGAAUAUUCGGUACUCGGUCUGAUAGAGGCUUUAGUCUCAAUGAUGAUAAUAACGGCGCCGUACGAAGACGCCCUCAAAAUGACUGAGAUGAAAUAUGAACAUUCUGAAGAGGCUCAUGAAGAUGAGUCCAGGGAUAACUUAUUGUUCGUAGAAAGAGUAAAUGGAAUUGUAAACGAUUUUUUCAAACGAAAUUAUUCUUUGGACUCUCUGUUAACUGAGUAAAUGAUUACAGUAGAAAA